UCCUUGAAUCUGAGUCGGUUGGAGUGUCCCAGCAUCUGACCAACACUGUCUUCGUGGACAGAGCCCUGAUUGUUGUCCCAUUCGCAGAAGUUGUUUUUCCUGGUUCAGCCCUAUACACCAGGCCCUGCUGAAAAUGCCACCCAACAGUUUUGUCUUCUGCAGCUUAUCCUGUUUCUCAAGUGUUGUUUUUUUUCUCAGAAAAGAUGAAGCCUUGUUUGAUUUGAAAUUAGCUUCAUUUUAGAUUGCACACCUAUGGACCAUCUCAUAAGAUUUUCGUUUUUAUUCCACUAUUGUAUAUAUAUUUUUUCUUCAGCAUUGGGCUCAUAGAAAUGGUUAACUAUUUGAGCUUUUUCUGGCAUUUUCCCUUUUUUGUCAGAGCCUACUCAGUACUCUUCGGCAGGUAGCCUCGGUUAGAGUUUGGGCCAGUUCGAAUACCAGAGCUGACAAGGUGAAGAAAGAAAAAGUCUGUUGCUUUGCCCUUGAGCAAGGCACUUAAUCCUAAUUGCUCCAGGGGCGCUGUACAAUUGCAACCCUGACUGUGACCCCACUCUCUGCAGGUCCUCGGGGAAUUGAGAUAUUUAGAAAAAUAAACACAUUUCAAUUACACACUUGUGAGUAACAGGAUGAAAUAUUAACAACCCCCAAAUUAUUAUAUAUUAUUAUUUCUGUUAGUUGCAAGUUAAAGUUUACAACACUGUACAUGAGUGGUAUCCUACGAAGCGCGUUUGAGGAGUUGUCGAAGUAACUUUGGUCAACUCAGGAUAACCAGUCAUACGAAAGUGGCUCGCCUUUUAGCCAGGUACAUUUCUAUGGCAACAGAUCCUAACCAGCUCUGGGGCAGGCUAACUCCACUUACCCUGAAUGAAAUGACUGAGCAACGAGUUGAGGACCAAUUAAAUCAGAUUCCCUCCCGCUUCAUUUGAGGAUGACAAUUGAUUCAGUAUUUUAUUUUUCAAAUGUUUUUGUGUUAAAAAUAGUCAUGUUAAUAUGUCACAUUCCACAUUUAGUAAUGACAGAAUGCAUCUUUUGUUUAAUUUCAGCGUUUGCUUAGCCAUGUGCGACAUAGACAUGCAGAUAUAGGCCUGCUAGAGUUAGAGGCAGGCGGACGGGCAAUAUCCACAUUUGUAGUAUUGAUGAAGCCGGAGGUGGAAUGUGAAGCUAACUAAUGCUGGUUAGCUGUAGAAAACCCUGAGUAGAUCUAGCUUGCUUCGUAGUAUACCCCUCUGGUGAAUACAGUAGCCAAUCAACAGUGCUGUAGGCUCUUUGGAAGAAAGAAGCCACCAGCAAAAGCCCAGAAAACAGAAUUUGGUCGAGCUUUCUCUGUUUGUUUUGUAAUGGUAAGUGUUUUUAGACUAAAGUAGUUACCUUUUCCCUGAACUUUGUUUUGUGUAUCUUGAUGUUUUUGUGUGCUUUGUAGCGAAGCAGCCGGCACGAGUCGCUUGUUCAUAAAACAUCUAAUGAAACUCGAGAGCACAUCCCACAAAAAACAAGUACAGCUGAUGCAAUCUUGGCAGUGUUGACCACAGUGUGUAUUGUGACUUUGUUCUCGUAGUAGUAUUCUGAAAUCAUGCUUAGCAAAUUAGGGCCCAACAUUUUCCGACAACACAAAAUGGAAUGUAUGUCUUACUACAUAUCUAUUGUGGUAAGAGUAGUUAGGUUGAGGUGGUUUGUUUGUAGCUCUGUUUGAGUAUGGUGGAUGUUUGCAAAGACCUGUACUGAUUCUGUGGCGUUUUUCUCUAGGAGUGAUUCCUGAUGAGUCUAAAGCUCUGUCACUGCUGGCACCAGCGAAUGCCGUGGCAGGAUGCAUGCCUGGAGGAGGCCUUCUCCCCACUCCAAAUCCUUUGGCGUCCAUGGGAGGCGUACCUCUUUCAGCUCUCGGAAAUCCGAACAUGGAUCACAUGGCUGCCAUGGGCAUGUCUGGCAACAUCAACCCCCAGGCCCUCUCUGCUGACUUUCUGAAGCUUAUGCAGUCCAUGGAUCCUACUAAGAUGAAUUCAAUGGCUGCUGGUAUGAUGAUUAAUCCUGGUAUGAAGAAUGACUCCAACAAGGAGAUAGAGGAGGCCAUGAAGAGGGUCAGAGAGGCCCAGUCACUCAUCUCUGCCGCUAUCGAGCCUGGAAAUAAGAAAGACGACAAGCGCAAACAUUCCCGCUCCAGGUCCCGGUCGAGGCGGAGGAGGUCCAGGUCUCGUCACAGGCGAUCAAAGAGCAGGUCUCGGCGGAGGUCCCACUCGAGGAGCAGGAGGCGGUCGAAGAGCCCCCGCAGACGGAAGUCCCACUCCAGAGAGAGGGGUAGAUGCAGCAAAUCCAGGGAUAGGAGGAAAGACGAGAAAUCCAAAAAGCGCUCCAAGACGCCGCCUAAGAGCUACAGCAGUACCAGGAGGUCUCGAAGCAUCAAUCGGAGACGUAGAAGAAGCCGCAGCGCCUCUAGGUCACCAAAGAAGUCCAGGUCCCCAAAGAGGAAACUGUCCAGGUCCCCUUCCCCUAGAAGGCACAAGAAGGACAAGAAGAAGGACAAAGAGCGAGAGAAGGACCGUGAGAGGGAGAGGAAAGACGUCAGAGAUCGGAGCCGAGACGAAAGAGAACGCUCCACUAGUAAGAAGAGCAAAGACAAGGAUAAGGACCGAGACCGCAAAUCUGACAGUGAGAAAGGAGAUGUCAAGAACGCUUUGCUCUUGAAGGUGACCAGGGAUUACGAUGAGGAGGAGCAAGGCUAUGACAGUGGAAAAGAGGGAGAGGUAGAGGAUGAAGAGGAGAGGAAGAGCGACUCCGAUUCUGCGUCUCCCACAAAGCCCCAGGAGUCUGACGAGAAGCUUGCAGGGGAGAGCGGCAAGAAGUCCAAACAGAACGGAGAUGACCACCAUGAUGAGGAAGACAUGGAGAUGAGCGACUGAGUACGCCCAGGGAAAACCAGCCAGAUGAUGUCACUGAAAACCGACAUAGGCUCCAUUCCCUACCGUUCUCUUUUUAAAGGCAUCUAGAUAACGUGUCUGAUCUUUUAAAUGAAUAAUUGUGGGAGUCUGGUGGGUUGUAGUCCUAUUGGGGAGAUGUACAGUUUUUAGAGUUAUAGAGACACUUUCCAUCUCUAGACUGGUUAGGGAAAAUAUCGUUCCUGUUUGAAAUAGCCAGUUUAUUUCUGUAGUGGACCGUGUCUGGUGAGCAUGUGUAGGAAUUCUGUCCCAAAUGAUUUUUGCAAAAUGUCAAAUUGCUGUACUUUUAAGUUGAAGGGCCUGUUGAAUGUGAGGGAUUUUGAAAGUGAUUUCCUUUUUGGGCCUCAAAGAUUUUAUUCAUCUUGAACAGAGGAACUGUUUUCUCCUAAAUGACUCACUGAACUUAUAUACCUUAACCUUUUACACUCAGACUGUUAAAUUGUAUUUAGCCUGGUACCAUUCUGGUUUCGGUGCAGUGCAGCUUUCUAUUCUUUGUUGUAAUCUUGACAAAUUGACUCAAUCUGUAAAGCACUUAAUACUGUUGUAGACAUACCCUUCCACCUGUGAUGAUAUACUGUAGAUCCAAAUCAGUGUUUGGAUUAUUAUGAUGGAACACCCUGUACUGUCUACAUGUUUUACAAAGGAGAAGUCUAUAAUAAAACGUGGUCAAAAUA
Salvelinus fontinalis (brook trout) is the source of this 3601-nucleotide messenger RNA. RefSeq names its product serine/arginine-rich splicing factor 11-like. Gene Ontology annotation, molecular function: RNA binding. The record is from RefSeq and is a predicted model, not a curated record. Gene Ontology annotation, cellular component: nucleoplasm. Lineage: Eukaryota; Metazoa; Chordata; Actinopteri; Salmoniformes; Salmonidae. The transcript has 11 exons. The coding region runs from base 1806 to 2891 and encodes 361 amino acids.